AUGGCGCUGCGCGUCUUCUCGAUUCGACUCGAUUCUGUAUUUCUUUCAUCUUUCCGCUGGGGUGGAUUCCUGCAAGUAAGGGAACCCCUGUGCCUGCCCAUAAUCCCCAUAAUCCUAGCGCUCUGGAAGAGGCCAAAGUUCCAGAAGCUGGGUGUGGUACUCUGGCAGUUCGACCGCCUUGUUGAGGGCUUCCUGCCGAAGGUUCACGCGGCCCUCACCAGGAGCCCUGGCUUCUGCGGUGCCCUUUUCUAUGAGGGGGACAUUGUGGGAAGAGGUUGCAAAGGAUUUGUGGGGCACGGUGUCAACUCGGAGUACUACGCGAUACAAUGGUUUCUGACUCUCUACGCCAGCGAUCUGCGACAGGAAGUGGUCCGCAGAAUCUGGGAUCGCUUCCUGGUCGCUGGCUGGAGGGUCGUCGCCCAAAUCGGCCUUGCCCUGCUCUAUCGCAUCCAAGACUCCUUGAUUCACAUGGACACUUGUCAAGCGCUCUCGUUUCUGAAGAGGUUCACGCGGAACGCGAAGUUCACUGCGAAGGAGCUUCUGGACACGGCAGCGACCUUCAAGGUGUCGCAUCGGAUGCUCUCUGCUUUAGAAGCAGCCUAUGGCUGGCCUGGUGAGUCGCAGCUGACGGUCGUGAAGGACCUGAACAGCGGUCAGGUCCACUGGGUUGUGCAAGCUGUGCAGCCGAAACUGAGUUGUGCAUACAACGACUCCCCCGAUGCAGAGUACGAG
Messenger RNA from Symbiodinium necroappetens, 732 nucleotides. NCBI's taxonomy places the organism in Eukaryota, Dinophyceae, Suessiales, Symbiodiniaceae. The record is from the annotation of a GenBank genome assembly.